AUGGAAGCGCCGCGGCCGCCUCCGUCGGGGAGGGAGGCGCAGUCCGGGUGGGGCGCGGCGGCGCUGCUGGGCCGGGAGCGGCAGGGCCGGCGAGGGCCGGGCGGGCGGCGGCGGCGGCGGCAUCUGCACCCGGCUGACCGCCUUCCCCCCCCCCGCCCCUCCGCAGGGUUCUGGCUGCUGUGGACGGUCCUGAUCCUGUUCAGCUGUUGCUGCGCCUACCGGCACCGUCGCGCCAAGUUGCGCCUGCAGCAGCAGCAGCGGCAGCGCGAGAUCAACCUCAUUGCCUACCAGGGUGCCUGCAACUACCCGCCCUCCGCGGGGGAGCUCCGGAUGCUGGCCUCCUUCAAGCUGCCGGCCUACGAGGAGGUGGGCCGCCGCCCCGCCACGCCGCCGCCCCCCUACAGCAGCGCCCCCGCCGUCCUCCUCGGGGGCUCCAGCACCUUGACGCUGAGCGGCAGCUCCGAGAACUGCACCAGCUGCUCCUGCGAGUCCAGCUGCCUGACGUCCCCCGGCAGCACCUCCCUGUCGGCCACCGAGGCCAGCAGCCCCAGCCCACGGGAGGGCGAGGGCGACGGGGGCUGCGGCCGCUCCGAGGGGGACGGCUGGGGGCGGACCGCCGCCUCCCCCAAGCAGGCCCUCUUCUCCUCCGGCUUGGAGCUUUUCGGAAGCGACUCGCGGCGCCUCUCCGAGGGGCCCGACGCCCGGGAAGAAAGUAGUCAGGCGCGACACCGGCGCCUGACCGGGGACUCCGGGAUCGAGGUGGGCCGAGGCCAAGACGAGGAAGAGGCUGCGGCCGAGGACAGCGAGGAAGAGGAGGGUGCCCGCUUGCUUGGCAAAGGGGUGGCCUGCAGUCAGCACGGGGAGCCCUCUGAAGGGGACGCCGAGGAACUGGCCGCCUCACCAACGUUGCCUGUCUGAAAGGGGGCUCUUGUGCUCGGCUGCCCCACCCACCUCGGAGACUGAGCUGCCUCUUGUUCACUGUGGAGAACUAGCGCCUUAUCCUCUGCCCAGCCAUAUGGAUGCCUCCUGCCCUUACCGCUCCGCUCCCUCCUUAGUGCUGGCUUGGGAACCUUCUGGGGGCAGGAGCCCAGGGCCCUUGGCAGCAGGGAGGGGAGCUACUUGCUGGAUCAUAACUAUACUGAUUGUGUGUGGUUCCUGCUGCGCUCCAGCUUUGAUGUAAGGCAUGGCGAAGGUGAAGGCUCAGUCCCUCCCCAUUUCCAGGUUGCACUGAGGUUUGCUGGUUGCAUAAAGAGAUGGCUGUUGCCAACACCGGUUCUGCCCUGGGAGCAGGGAGCUGGCCUUCCUGUUGGCCAGUGUCCUACCAGCACCUGGUAGUACUGUGUGCUUAUUAAACAGACGCGGAAAA
Pantherophis guttatus is the source of this 1366-nucleotide messenger RNA. The record is from RefSeq and is a predicted model, not a curated record. NCBI's taxonomy places the organism in Eukaryota, Metazoa, Chordata, Lepidosauria, Squamata, Colubridae.